AGACGAACAAACGCCUUCCAAGAAAUGUAAACAAAGGUGCUGCGAAGGUUGUGGGUUGUGGGGACACUAUUACGCAACAAAUGUAGCCUAAGGAACUGCACUCAGCACAUGUACACCCCUGGAAAAGUUCUAGCAAAAAAGAAAAAAAAAACAUACCAAGAACCCUUAAGCCUUUCGUUGCGCCGUGAUGGAUAGGAAAAUGUAUCGGAAGGUGGAUAUGAAGGUGGUGAUGCUUGGCCAGAUGUCAUGUGGCAAGACAAGCCUGGUGGAAAGGUUUAUAUACAAACGCUUCAACUCUCAGUACCAAGCCACCAUAGGGGCUGCGUUUGGAGCUUGUUGUGUGACGGUGCAAGGCUGUGAAGUCUGUGUUGGGCUGUGGGACACUGCAGGCAGUGAGAGGUAUAAUGCAAUGAGUCCCUUGUACUACAGAGGUGCUAAGGCAGCUGUCAUCUGCUAUGACAUAACAGAUGAUGAGAGUGUUGAGCGUGCCAAGUUCUGGGCAAAUGAGAUCCAGUUGCAUGAAGAGGAGUGCCGUGUGUACCUGUGCGGCACCAAGCUGGACCUGGUGCUGCAGGAUCCCAAGGCACGGCAGGUGGAUUUGCAUGACAUGCUGGACUAUGCAGAGACGAUUAAUGGCAGACUGUUUGAGACGUCCAGCAAGACUGGUGAGAACGUGCAGGAACUCUUCAACACCAUUGUCCAAGAUUAUGUCGGUGACCCCAAGACUGACCUGUCUGCCCCCCAGGACUCCUCCUUCCGCCUCCACACACAGAGGAUCAGGGAAAAGUGUUGUUGAGGUUGAUGGCUGGUGUGGGAACAAGUCUCGCCAUCACACAGGCCACUGUAUUUUUCCAGUAUGUGAUGGAGACUUGUGCAACAUUUACUACUAAACCACACUUUCCCUAGCAGAAAUAUUAUUGUGAUAUAUUUUCAUGUGCUUUCAGAAGUGUUAUUAUAUCAGUGCUUUAGGUAGUAAAUGUUAUUUUUGUA
Molecule: messenger RNA, 990 nt
Organism: Scylla paramamosain (green mud crab)
Lineage: Eukaryota; Metazoa; Arthropoda; Malacostraca; Decapoda; Portunidae
Product: ras-related protein Rab-24-like
Exons: 5
Coding region: 188-796 (202 amino acids)
Cellular component (GO): endosome; Golgi apparatus
Molecular function (GO): GTP binding; GTPase activity
Source: RefSeq, a predicted model, not a curated record